This is a messenger RNA of Fomitopsis serialis, 1251 nucleotides long. RefSeq lists its product as uncharacterized. The transcript has 13 exons. The coding region runs from base 1 to 1251 and encodes 416 amino acids. NCBI's taxonomy places the organism in Eukaryota, Fungi, Basidiomycota, Agaricomycetes, Polyporales, Fomitopsidaceae. Gene Ontology annotation, cellular component: cytoplasm; cytosol. Gene Ontology annotation, biological process: lysyl-tRNA aminoacylation. The record is from RefSeq and is a predicted model, not a curated record. Gene Ontology annotation, molecular function: lysine-tRNA ligase activity; tRNA binding; ATP binding.
AUGUCCAUCUACUUUCAUUGCACCAUCGCAGCGAGAGACUCCGGAGAUACUCCUGAAACAUACUUUGAACUGCACUCGCGUCACAUCCAGAAGCUGCGCGAGACCCAGUUGCCCAACCCGUACCCCCACAAGUAUGAGGUGUCACUAUCGAUGUUGCAUUACAUCGAGCGGUACGGUCUGGAGGGCAAGAUAAAGUCUGGUGAAAAGCUGGAAGACUUCACAGAGUGCCUCGCAGGCCGCAUACACAAUGUCCGUCUGUCCGGUCAGAACCUCAGGUUCUACGACCCGCAUGGCGAAGGCCAGAGUGCGCAGAUCAUGGCUACCAAGCAGGACGCGAAGGAUCCCGAGGCAUUCGCGUCGGUCCACGACAAUAUGGGCGAGCUCUCGAUCGCGCCAAAGGAGAUGAUGUUCCCCGCACCGAACCUGCACCAACUGCCGUCUGAGCACGUGCUGAAGGACCAGGAGACGCGAUAUCUCGGUCUCCUGUCCAAGCUCAUCAGCCACCCGUAUGUCACGCGCCACAACGACCUCCAUCUCCACCUCCGCGUCGCGCCCGAGCUCUACCUGAAGCAGCUUAUCGUGGGGAGGCUCGACCGCAUGUACGACAUCGGGCGCGUGUUUCGCAGCGAGGGCAUCGACUUGACGCACAACCCCGAGUUCACAAUUCUAUAUGGCAGCUUGAUCGAGAGCAUGGUCAAGUACAUCACUGGCGGUAAGACGACGCUGCUGUACCACCCGGAGGGCAAGGACGGCGACAAGGUGUACGAACUCGACGGUAUGAUAUUAUUAUUGGGGAAGAAGUUGGGCGUGAAGUUUCCGCCUGGCGAUAGGCUCCACAUUGAGGAGGCGAGCAGGUUUCUGCGUGACUUGUGUGCCGAGGGAUGUCGUCACAACGUCGACUGCAGCGAACCACGAACAAACCCACUUAUCACGGAACAGCUGGUCAGCGAAUACAUUGAGCCUCUCUACAUUUCCCCAGCCUUCGUUGUCGGUCACCCACAAGUGUUAUCACCACUGGCCAAGUGGCACCGUUCUCGGUGCGGUCUGUGUGAGUGUUUCGAGGGUUUCAUGCACGGAAAGGAGUUCUGCAACGCGUACACGGAGUUGAACGAUCUAUUUGGGCAACGCCUGCGCUUCGAGGAGCAGGUCAGACAAAAGGAACAGGGUGAUGACGAGGCUCAAGGCAUCGAUGAGACCUUCGUUGACGCGCUUGAUCGUGGCCUACCGCCCACUGGUGGAUGUCGGUAUUGA